Staurois parvus is the source of this 1814-nucleotide messenger RNA. Lineage: Eukaryota; Metazoa; Chordata; Amphibia; Anura; Ranidae. The record is from the annotation of a GenBank genome assembly.
UGCAGCCUUUCCAUCCCAUGGUGAACCUGGAAUGUUCCAGAGACUUCCGGCCUUUUCUGUGCGCACUCUACGCGCCCGUCUGCACGGAGUACGGGCGGGUCACACUGCCGUGCCGCAGGCUGUGUCAACGGGCGUACAACGAGUGCUUCAAGCUCAUGGAUAUGUUUGGUGUUCCGUGGCCAGAGGAUAUGGAAUGUAGCCGGUUCCCUGAUUGUGAUGAACCCUACCCUCGGAUGGUGGACCUCAGCGUUUCCAAGGAGCCCACGGACGACACCCCACUAGGAGUGCAAAGAGACUAUGGCUUCUGGUGCCCCAGGGAGCUUAAAAUUGACCCCGAGUUGGGUUACUCCUUUUUGGGAGUACGUGACUGUUCUCCACCCUGUCCACACAUGUACUUCAGAAGGGAAGAACUGUCCUUUGCUCGAUAUUUUAUUGGAGUUAUUUCUAUAGUCUGCCUUUCAGCUACCUUGUUCACCUUUUUGACGUUUCUCAUUGAUGUGACCAGGUUCCGGUACCCAGAAAAGACCCAUCAUAUUCUACGCCGUCUGUUACAUGAUGGUCUCGUUGAUUUUCUUCAUUGGGUUCCUACUGGAGGAUCGCGUGGCUUGCAACACUGCCAGCCCCACCCAGUACAAGGCCUCCACUGUAACCCAAGGAUCUCACAACAAGGCUUGCACCAUGCUCUUCAUGGUUCUGUACUUCUUCACCAUGGCUGGCAGUGUUUGGUGGGUAAUCCUCACCAUUACCUGGUUCUUGGCAGCUGUUCCAAAAUGGGGGAGUGAAGCCAUUGAGAAGAAGGCACUGUUGUUUCACGCCAGCGCGUGGGGCAUCCCGGGUACCCUUACAAUCAUCCUUCUUGCCAUGAACAAAAUCGAAGGGGACAACAUCAGUGGAGUUUGUUUUGUUGGCCUGUACGACGUUCAUGCCUUGAGAUACUUUGUCCUAGCGCCCCUCUGCCUGAAUGUUGUGGUUGGUGUGACUCUACUCUUAGCUGGGAUUAUUUCUUUGAACCGAGUGCGGAUUGAAAUCCCACUGGAGAAAGAAAACCAGGACAAGUUGGUGAAAUUUAUGAUCCGCAUUGGCGUGUUUAGCAUUUUGUACCUUGUGCCCCUCUUGGUGGUGAUUGGCUGCUAUUUCUAUGAGCAGGCUUACCGGGGGGUGUGGGAGACCACAUGGAUUCAGGAGCGAUGCAAAGAAUAUCACAUCCCAUGCCCUUACCAGGUGGCGCAGACAAGCCGUCCUGACCUCAUCCUCUUCUGAUGAAAUACCUAAUGGCCCUCGUGGUGGGAAUACCUUCUGUCUUCUGGGUGGGCAGCAAGAAAACCUGUUUCGAGUGGGCCAGUUUUUUCCAUGGCCGGAAGAAGAAAGAAGGCGUCAAUGAAAGCCGCCAAGUCCUCCAGGAGCCGGAUUUUGCUCAGUCUCUUCUCCGGGACCCCAAUACCCCUAUUGUCCGCAAAUCACGAGGGACGUCCACUCAGGGAACAUCAACUCACGCCUCAUCCACUCAGCUGGCUAUGAUGGACGAGCAAAGGAGCAAAGCAGGCAGUGUCCACAGCAAGAUGAGCAGCUAUCAUGGCAGCCUUCAUCGCUCUAGGGAUGGAAGAUACACGCCAUGCAGCUACCGAGGAAUAGAAGAACGAGUCACACACGGCAGCAUGUCCCGUCUCACCGACCACUCGCUGCACAGCAGCACACAUAGACUUAACGAGCAGUCCCGGCAAGGCAGUAUCAGAGACUUAAACAACCCUUUGUCCCACAUCUCCCAUGGUACCAGCAUGAACAGAGUCAUUGAAGAGGAUGGAGCAAGUGCCUGA